GUUUUGGAUGGUAUAUAAACCGCUCCAAAUUAUCUAAAGUCAUCAAUUGCUUGGUGUCCUACAAGAAGUAAUCAACAAGAAGUUACUUAUCAGAACAAAGAUGAAAGUGUUCGCUUUAAUUCUUUUAGCUGGAUUUGCUUAUUCGGCAAAAUUAGAUAACACUUAUCUUCCACCCAAUUCAGCAAAAACAGCUGGUGGUGCUCAAUUUUUAAGCACACCCUUUAAUGGACCAUCAAAUUUAAACCCAACUAAUUUUAAUGGACAACCAAUCGAUUUUAAUGGAAAAUCAACAAAUUUCAAUGGACAACCAAUCAACUUUAACGGACAACCAUCUCACCAAUACAUAACCCCAACCCUCCCAACAACACCAGUUUUAAGAAAAUCAUUUUCUACCUUCAAUCAUCAAGUUCCAUCUGGUCCAUCCCCUGUUUAUGGCCCAGCCAAUUUCAGAUCCAAUAACCCAGAAGCUCAUGCUAAUACAAUUCGUGCUGAAAACACCAAUGAUGGAUCAGGAAAUUAUCAAUUCAACUAUGAAACUGAAAAUAAAAUCGCUCAAAAUGAACAGGGACAAUUGAAAGCAGUGACCGAUGGUGAAGCUUCCGUUGUACAAGGAAGUUACUCUUAUCCUGGGGAUGAUGGUAAAGUUUACACCGUAAACUAUAUUGCUGAUGAAAAUGGAUUCCAACCUAUUGGUGAACACAUCGAUCAAGCCAUUUCUUCCGCUGCCUCUGAUGCUGCUAAAUCCGCUGGUGCUGAAGGACAACGUGGAUAUAAUUACAAUGCUCAACAAGGUUAUAAUACCCCAAAAAGUUAUUCUGCUCAACAACCUGAAGUAGUUGGAAAUUACCAAGGAGGAUUUAAUAACAAACAACAACCAGGAUUCGGAGGAAAACAAGGAUUUGGAGGUCAACAAGGAUUUGGAGGUCAACAAGGAUUUGGGGGUCAACAAGGAUUUGGAGGUCAACAAGGAUUUGGGGGUCAACAAGGAUUUGGAGGUCAACAAGGAUUUGGAGGUCAACAUGGUCAAUCAGGAUACGCUGCUCCUCAACAAGGAGUAGAUGCUCAUCAAGGAUUGAGUUCUCAUCAACCAACUUUUAAUGGACAACAAGCUUACACUCAACAAGAUGCUAGCAAUGGAGGAUAUAAAUAUUAGAAAUGAAUAACAACGAUUUAUUGUGAUUUAUAAUAAUCUGUAAGGCAUGCAAAUUGUAAAAAAAGGAAAAUAAAUGGUUUUCCUAAAAU
This is a messenger RNA of Onthophagus taurus, 1242 nucleotides long. RefSeq names its product pupal cuticle protein 36-like. Lineage: Eukaryota; Metazoa; Arthropoda; Insecta; Coleoptera; Scarabaeidae. The record is from RefSeq and is a predicted model, not a curated record. Gene Ontology annotation, cellular component: chitin-based extracellular matrix. Gene Ontology annotation, molecular function: structural constituent of chitin-based larval cuticle.